This is a messenger RNA of Musa acuminata AAA Group (dessert banana), 823 nucleotides long. RefSeq lists its product as uncharacterized. NCBI's taxonomy places the organism in Eukaryota, Viridiplantae, Streptophyta, Magnoliopsida, Zingiberales, Musaceae. The transcript has 3 exons. The record is from RefSeq and is a predicted model, not a curated record. The coding region runs from base 279 to 659 and encodes 126 amino acids.
GAUUCCAACCUUCUUAUAUACACUUCUGUUCUCUAUCAAAUGGUAAGUAAUGCUUAAGCUUAGCCGAGAGGCACAUGCCCUUGAGAAAGCAUGAAUUGGAAAUCUGGCAUCGCAGCGCCACGCUUUCUUCUGGAGUGAGAGGCUAGAAGGCAUUGGUUGCAUGAUCAGGUAAUUGGUGAUCAUACAUUGCCAUUUGGAUUGCGUUCAGUGGUUUCCAGGAUCUCAAUCUCCCACUUGUACAAGCAUCUGAUUCCACCCUCCACCAAUAAGUUUGGUUCAUGCAGAACAAUCUUUUUGAUGGAACUGUCUCAAAGCAGAGGGGCUGGGGCUGCUGCAUGGGGAGGGCUUCUUCCACAGACAGACUCGUCGCCAUCGCGCUGGGGCUCCUCGCGGUGCUGUCGCCGCUGUACGUCAACAGGAAAACGACGAUCAAGCCGGAUGAUGAAGACGACGGCAGCGGAGCUCUUCUGUCCCUGUGGCUCCCACUGGCGCUCAUACUUCUGGUCGUCAUCAUCAACCUCGCAUGGUUCGUGGAGCGGAGGAUCGUGAGGCUCGACCCCUACUGGAUACACAGGUUCGGAGGGUCUUCCUGUGGGAUCAUGAUACUGCUCUUGGUUCUUGGAGUCUUGUUGAAAUGUAAGGCUUCUCUGGGAGGUUGAUCUUGAUGUUGCUGUGUCUGUUAGUUUACUGGCAUUUCGUCAAACACAUGUAGCGAAGAAGAUGGAGGAGUGUUUGUGGAAUCAACCUGUUGGGUUUUCACCCCUGGAAUGAACUGCUAAGAUUUCUGAUUGUAAUUAUGAAAAGUUGUGCUCCUCUUUCAUCA